AAACUUGCCUCAAAAAUAGAACACACUGUCGCAUUAAUAUACCCGUGGCAAGCAAACUGUGUCAAUAGCGAGUGGUAGUUCUGCAUAUGGCCAGUUGAGUAAGAGCCGCCAAGUGGCAAGGUUCGCAGCGUUUACGGCCAGUCGCAAGGAUACUCCGGUCGCGAGGAUACUCCGAGGAUACUCCGUUCCAAGCCAUGUUUCCCCAAGCCGAACUCGAGAACUACAAGCUGCAGGUGGAGCUGCUGCAGGAGAAACUGCAGCGCAGCGAGGAUAAUCGCCAGCAGCUGGAGCACAAGUUGGAUAAAAUCUUGCAGAAGCGCAGUGAGCUCGACAAAUCGGUGCGCCACAAGAGCCGCCAAAAGUACCAGGACUUCCUGGAGGAGCAGGCCAAGCGCAACGAGCGCAACAAGAAACUGGUCCACAUGCUGGAGCGCAUCGACGAGCAAACGGCUGCCAUGUCGCAGCGGAGCGAGCGGCUUAAAAUGAUGAAGCUGCAAUACCAAAUGUACUUUGCCAAAUUGGUGCAGAAUCAAACAUUGCGUUGCAUCCAACAGACGACGACAUCGACGGCUCCAUCCGCCGGCGGAGUGAUACCUGUGCUGGUGCAACCGCAGCCGCAGGUGACGGUGACCAAUCCGCAGUCGACGCCACAGAACUGGACGUUUGCCAUGGCCACGCCCACGCAGGCGGGCAUGCUGUUGACGCCCCAGUUUGCCGCAGCCAGUCCAGCAGUUCCUGCAGGUCCGCCCAUGCCGGCUGGCCAUCCUGUUUACUAUCCAGAGCUCUUUGGCGGAACUGCAGCUCCCCUCGGCACCUCGAACCUGUUCGAUUUGCGCGCCACCCUGCGCGCCUUUGAUAAUGAGAAUGCCGAUUUACCGGAGCGCAUGCAGCCCCACUUGACAGGUGAUUAUCAGGCGGAGCUGGGCGGCAGGACCCAUUCCACAGCAGCAGCAGCAGCAGCAGCAGCAGGAGCAGCAGGUCCUGCAACACCCACAUCGACUUUGUCCAGCCAGGAGAAGGGUGCGCGGCAACUGAGCAGCACUUCCUCCACGCUGGCCACAUCCUCGUUGACAUUUGAUAAAUUGCCAAAGACAUCGUCGCCUUCGCUGACGUUAACUGAGCUGCCGACUGCCGGAGUGGCAACUUCUGGCCAGGAUGUGGGCGGGCAACCGCAAAGGGAAGCCGGCGACCUGGGUGGCUGGACAAAUUCACGCGUGACUAAAGUGGAGUAUGAAAAAUCACCAACUGUCGUUGGCCAUAAUGAGCCGGUGCAGCGCCAUCAGCAACAACAGAUACCACGCCAGGAGCCACAUCAGGAGCAGCAACAUCAGGAGCAGCAACAUCAGCCUUCCCACGACUUCGAAGCAUACUUUGGCGAGCUGAAAAUCGAUGAGUCGUCCUGGCAGAAUGGCCAACCCACAACGACAUGCACAUCCAGCGCCCACGAAGACAAACGCCCCUUGAACGUGCGUUCCAGCGAGUCGGGAUUAGGAUCUGGAUCUGGAAUGGGAGCGGGUGCAGGAUCAGCGGUUAGUGGCAAAGUUGGCAUCAGCAACGAUUUGCUGGACGAAGUCAAAGCCAGUCGGGCGGCACUCGAAAGAGCAGCGGCUGCGGUUGAUGAGCAGCUGGCAAGGGGUAAUCAAUUGUCGCCGCCAAGCAGUCAGGAGCCCAAAACCGGUGUGUCGAUUGAGAAUAUUGAAAAUGCCAUUUACGGCGAACGGUUGACAGGAGCAGCAGGAGCAGGAGCAGGAGUACCAGCGGCAGCAGUGGCUGCCACAGCAGGUGAGGCGUUGGCCGCCGCACCAACGAAGGGAUUUUUGGACAAUUUGGCAGCCAACCCAACGCCAGAGGAACUUCAGGAGGUGGAGCCACAACAGCAGCAGUUGCCACAGCACGUGGAGCCGGAGUUGUCCGGGUACGGGCAAUACGAUGCCAGCAGUUAUGGCGAUGCCAGUGAGCCCAUCUAUGCCAGCAUCGAAUCCGCAAACCUGCAGCCCCUGCAAAGCGCAAAAGUGGAGCCGCUUUACAGCGAAAUCGGAAAUCCCGCAGACUAUCAGCAUCAGUCGUACGCAGCGGAUGCAGGGGCAGUUGCUGCAGAUGUGCCCGCAGCAGUGGCAGUCGAAGGUGCAGCAGCUGCGCUAGAUGCCACCGGUGGUGGCGAGCUACUGCCGCAGGAGUACUCCAAUAUUGAUUAUGGCAACUACGAGGCCGAUCAAUAUGCGGCCGGCUAUGAUCCCAAUGCCUAUCCGGGCUAUAUAUACGACGAGGCGACGGGCCAGUACGUAGCCGAUCCCAAUGCCACCCAGUACGCAGCAGAUGGUAGCUACGCUGGCCAGGAGUACGAUGCCAGUGCGGUGCAGGACUACGACUACAGCGCCUACGAACAGCAACCGGAACAACAGCAGCAGCAGCAGCAGCAGCAGGAGCAACAGGAGUUGCCAGCACAGGAGCAACAGAUGCAGCAGCAGCAGCAGGAAGUCUAUCCAGAAGCAGAAGCCACGCCGGAGGUGGAGGAGAGUCCAGCCGCGCCGGCGGAGCCACCGGCACCACUGGCCACCAGCAAGCCACUCAAACCCACAUCGAUACUCUCGACGACAGACAAACAAGCGGCGCCUAAUGAUGCGCAGCAGCAGCAGCUAAAAAAGAAGAAGCGCGUUAAUUUCGUUGACAGCAGCGAAACGGAUGAUAGCUCAAGCGCGAAACCGACCCAGGCCGCAAAUCCAGGACCCGCCGCCUCCAGUCCUGCCACGCCCCCAGUCGGUGGGGGCGGCAGCGAGAGUGAUUUCGAUUUUUCAACCGGCAGCGAGGCGAAGAAUUAGAACAACGCUGAAAACAUUUCGAGCUCUAAUUUGUUGCCAUUUGGGUUAACCAACCACCCAGCGCCCAAGCCGCCCAACUCAAUGUGAACGACCGUCUCGAUUUAUUGCCAAUGCAUUGGGCGCAGAGAAAAAAUUCGGAAAAAUCCGGAAAAUCCGGGAAACCCAGAGUGGAAAGCGGAAAAUAGAAGCGAGGCAAGCAGUAGUUUUCUGCUGCUGGUAGAGGAAAAUGGCGAACCUCAAGCCGCACAAAAAAGUUGCUGCUUACUUAGGCGACGACAAACUAACAAUGCUCGUUUAAUUCAAUAAAUUUAGUUGCAUGUCAAAUAAAGCGAAUACACUAUAAAAUUGGAAA
Drosophila erecta is the source of this 3171-nucleotide messenger RNA. Its product is annotated as AF4/FMR2 family member 4. Gene Ontology annotation, cellular component: Set1C/COMPASS complex. NCBI's taxonomy places the organism in Eukaryota, Metazoa, Arthropoda, Insecta, Diptera, Drosophilidae. Bases 195 to 2819 code for a protein of 874 amino acids. The record is from RefSeq and is a predicted model, not a curated record. The transcript has 4 exons.